This is a messenger RNA of Drosophila subobscura, 575 nucleotides long. RefSeq lists its product as uncharacterized. The record is from RefSeq and is a predicted model, not a curated record. The transcript has 4 exons. Bases 16 to 570 code for a protein of 184 amino acids. Lineage: Eukaryota; Metazoa; Arthropoda; Insecta; Diptera; Drosophilidae.
UUCCGAUCCGAAGAAAUGAGGGAAGAAAUCCUGCCAGCGCACAGAGACUAUCUACUGAUGGUUUGCUAUGCGAUUAACGCCUUUGAAUUGUUUCAUUCGCUGUACUUUCUGGUGGAUACCGCAGGUCUAUUGAUAACUUAUACGAACCUCUACACGUCUUUGGCAUUUCUGGGCACCAUCGUUUGGUUUCUGACUGUUGUCGCACUCUCUGUGGGCUUAUGGCAGGGUCGUCCGAUGCUCUUCAUAUUCUGGCUCUUCUUCUCGGGCAUUGGCACUCUCACGGACAUUGUGUAUCUGGUGUGGAGUGUGACUUCAUCGCUCACCUUUGACUGGUUGCAUUUCCUCAAUUGGACUGUACUCUACUUUGGAAUAGUUGUCGAGUGCACUUGCCUGUAUUUGGUUUACAGUUAUUACCGAAGAUUGAGUCACCUUUACCAACUGCACCACCACGAGCAAGGGGAUGCCCCAAGUCACAGAAUUUUCACGCCGGAGCUGCGCAGCGAAACGUCAGCAUAUCCAGCGACAGACACGAAAAGUGAUGGAGGAAAAGAUGGCAGAAAUAAGUAUUAAGUAGA